This is a messenger RNA of Syngnathus acus (greater pipefish), 3766 nucleotides long. Its product is annotated as homeodomain-interacting protein kinase 1. Gene Ontology annotation, cellular component: cytoplasm; nucleus; PML body. Bases 338 to 3766 code for a protein of 1142 amino acids. Gene Ontology annotation, molecular function: ATP binding; protein tyrosine kinase activity; protein serine/threonine kinase activity. The transcript is spliced from 18 exons. The record is from RefSeq and is a predicted model, not a curated record. Gene Ontology annotation, biological process: smoothened signaling pathway; peptidyl-serine phosphorylation; peptidyl-threonine phosphorylation. Lineage: Eukaryota; Metazoa; Chordata; Actinopteri; Syngnathiformes; Syngnathidae.
AGGACGCAGGGUUUUUCCGGUGUAUAAUGGGAUUUUAUGCCACAGGACAGAGCGUGUUAGAGUGGAACAUAGUCACUAUUUUAAAGGACAAAUGUUUUUAUUUUAAUACCACAGAUUGACGUUCAUAAAGCGAUGUUGGGCUGUUGCUCGUGUAAACUCGGAGCAGUAGCGUCCUGUAUGGCUGUCAAGCGCUCCUUCGACUGAGAAAACAAUGCAGGCCUGAUAGCUCAUGUUAGCAUCUUCUACUCUCAAAGCUGCUCCACUGGACCGCCGCAGUGAGGACUUGAAAGCCUUGGGCGAAGCCGUUUUCUGACUGCGCAACCACACACCACUCGCUAUGACCUCACAGCUGCAAGUCUUCUCGCCUCCCUCCAUCUCCUCCAGUGCCUUUUGCCGUGUUAAGAAGCUAAAGGUGGAGAACAACGUUUGGGAUGUGUCCACUACCGAAGCGUACAACUCCAUCGCGGGCCAGUCGGCGUAUACCUUUACCCCAGCCAUGGCCGUCCCACCCUUCGCACCAUCCCUGGUCUUCCCCUCAACAGCGCCCGGAUCUCGGGGCCAAGUGGUGGUUCGGGCAGCUGACAGCACCGGUAGUCUUCCGCGGGGUUCCAGUCGGCGUGUCACUGAGCACGCGACAUCCUCUUCUUACGCUCACGUCGAGGCGGCCUCGGAAACAAGAGGGCAUCGGCACGGGCAAAAGAGAAAGAUGGAGGAGACCAAUGAGGGCAGCGGGAGCGGCUGUGGCAGCGUGCAAAUUCUGGAGGAGCUUUCUGCGCCAGCCGCAACGUUUUCCACUCGCACGGGCGGCGGAGGAGGCGGCACCGGCCAGUCCAUACCUCACUCGGCCCCGACCACCAAAAGCAGUAGCUCCAAUGGCGAAGGCGACUAUCAGCUGGUGCAGCACGAGAUCCUCUGCUCCGUGUCCUGCAGUUACGAAGUUUUGGAGUUCUUGGGGAGGGGCACCUUUGGCCAAGUGGCCAAGUGCUGGAAGAGGGGUACCAAUGAGAUUGUGGCAAUUAAGAUUCUUAAGAACCAUCCUUCCUAUGCUCGCCAGGGACAAAUUGAGGUGGGCAUCCUGAACAGACUGAGUGCGGAGAAUGCAGACGAGUACAACUUUGUGCGCUCCUAUGAGUGCUUCCAGCACAAGGGUCAUACGUGCUUGGUGUUUGAGAUGCUCGAACAGAACCUGUAUGACUUUCUCAAGCACAGCAAGUUCAGCCCGCUGCCUCUUCGGCACAUUAGACCAAUUCUACAACAGGUGGCGACGGCACUGAUGAAGCUCAAGAGCUUGGGACUGAUUCAUGCUGACCUAAAGCCUGAGAAUAUCAUGCUGGUAGACCCCCUCAGGCAGCCGUACAGGGUAAAGGUCAUUGACUUUGGUUCUGCAAGCCACGUUUCCAAGGCUGUGUGCUCUACAUACUUGCAGUCCCGCUACUACAGGGCCCCUGAGAUCAUUUUAGGUCUGCCGUUCUGCGAGGCUAUUGACAUGUGGUCUCUGGGCUGUGUGAUUGCUGAGCUCUUUUUGGGUUGGCCUCUCUACCCCGGAGCCUCUGAGUACGAUCAGAUCCGCUACAUUUCUCAGACUCAAGGCCUGCCAGCUGAGUACCUACUGAGUGCAGGCACAAAAACCAGCCGCUUUUUCAACCGAGGACCGGACUCUAGCUACCCACUUUGGAGGCUUAAGACACCAUCAGAACACGAAAUGGAGAUGGGCAUCAAAUCUAAGGAAGCUAGAAAAUACAUCUUCAACUGUUUGGAUGACAUGAUGCAGGUCAACCUUUCAUCUCAUUUGGAGGGUACAGACAUGCUGGCUGAGAAAGCAGAUAGACGCGAGUUCAUAGAUCUCCUGAAGAGGAUGCUGCGCCUGGACGCUGACAAGAGGAUCACGCCUACAAAGACACUGGGUCACCCUUUUGUCACAAUGAGCCACCUCAUGGAUUAUCCACACAGCUCUCACGUGAAGUCGUGCUUCCAGAACAUGGAGAUCUGCAAACGCCGGAGCACCUACGACAGCAACAAAUCCCUCUACUCUGCCAACGCAGUCCCCAGUGCUGCGGCAGGAAACCUGACUGUUACCUUCAGUAGCCAGCUCAACCAGCAUAACCAGGUGCCUUCUGCAGGGGGAGCGGUGCCUUUACUAAAUUAUCAGCCAGCGUUGUACCAGCAGGCAACCAUCAACAUUCCCGGUCUGACUCAACAAAGUGUUCCUAUUCCAACGCGUCCUGCCGGCCUGUGUAGCCAGGCAGAACCCUUCCAGCAGACUCUGAUUGUUUGCCCACCUUCAACCAUUCAAGGGCUGCAGUCCUCAAGCAAGAGCUCCAGCUUCCCCGUGAGGAUGGAUAACUCGGUUCCUAUCGUACCUCAGAACCAGCCUGCCCAGUCCUUGCAGCUCCAGCCCAGCAUGCUCACGCAGGGUUCCUGUACACCGCUGAUGGUGGCCACGCUGCACCCACCCGCGUCAGGCAUAGCCUCCCAGUAUUCUCUACCAGUGGGGCUAGGUACUGGGGUGGGCCGGCCCACCCUGUUGGAGCACACAGCCACAGUGCUGCAGGCCUGGCCCACUGGAACCCAACAAAUCCUCAUCCCGUCAUCAUGGCAGCAGGUCCCGGGCGUAGCCAUCCACAGCGCUGCGCACCAGGCAAAUAUUGCAGAGUCACCACGAGACUCCCACCACACCGACGCCACUGCCCAGCAGGGACACAAUUGGAGGAGCACAGCACAAACCAAAACUCAGCAGGAGAGGAAGAAGGUCAAAGCCAGGCGAGGAGAGAACAGAAAUAGGGGUGCAGCCACUACCUCGUUGCUUAGCACCAAUGCUGUGACGUCGUCUAGCCUCAUGGCCACGUUGUCGCAGCCCAUCGUCAUCUCUGACACGCCCAGCCCGGCAGUCAGCAUCAUAACUAUCCACAGCGACACCGACACUGAGGAUGAGCGCAAGUUUCACCCUGCCAGCGUUACGUUGGGCCAGCGCACCAACGUUAUCAGCUGUGUGACCGUGCAUGACUCUGAUUCGUCGACUGCCAGCCCCCUGACCCCGCGUCCCCGCACGCUAAACGCAGCCAACACCGUUUCCUCUCGCCAGGCCACGUCUCUGGCCGUGGUGGCGCCUUCAGUCAAAAUUCAGGCGCCUGAGAGAGGAGCAACUUCACGUAGCCGCCCAGAAACUGUGAACUACAUGAAACCCAAGAGAAUGUCUCAUCAGCAGCCAAGUAGUUCGGGGGAGAACCUGGAGCGACACGGACUGAUGCUGAGCCAGUCACGCCCCUUAAACCUCAGCCAGGUGCAGCCCCUGGUGUCUUCAUCUCAGGAGCGCACGGGGGCAUCCCACAGUCGGCAGCAGACCUUCCCCGCGGUCGCCUCUGCUCCACACUACAACUUCCCCGAGGUGUCGGCCUUGGCCUCCGUCUCGGCCGCCGGGCCCGGCCUGUACACCUACCCGGCCUCCACCGCCCUCUCGUCCGCCUCUCAGGUCAUGGAGCAGCUGCUGGGCCGUGGCCACGGAGGCCACGCCGGGCACGGAGGCCACGGACACUCGGGACACUCCCCCUCCGCCUAUGCAGCCACAUACACCUCUUCUUCCUCGUCCUCCAGGAGAGACUCGGCCGGCCGCAAGGAGUCGGUCAGCAGCCUGCUGCACGGCCUGCCGGCGGUCUACCAGCAGCAGUUCGCCGCGGCCUCCCCUUAUGUUAGUGUGACGCCGCGGGCGGAGGCAUACGGCGCCUACCAGCUGAGCCCCAGACGCCUCGCGCAGUACCCUUACCUAUAA